Molecule: messenger RNA, 1572 nt
Organism: Rhinichthys klamathensis goyatoka
Lineage: Eukaryota; Metazoa; Chordata; Actinopteri; Cypriniformes; Leuciscidae
Gene: dcun1d3
Product: defective in cullin neddylation 1 domain containing 3
Exons: 4
Coding region: 664-1572 (302 amino acids)
Biological process (GO): positive regulation of ubiquitin-protein transferase activity; protein neddylation
Cellular component (GO): ubiquitin ligase complex
Molecular function (GO): cullin family protein binding; ubiquitin-like protein binding; ubiquitin conjugating enzyme binding
Source: RefSeq, a predicted model, not a curated record
UUGCGCAUUCGUAUAUAUGAGAGAUGUUUGCGCCAGUUACGGCUGCGUCCCUUUUACGCAUACUCCCUCGAACCCAAACGAAAAGAGAAACUGCGAUCAAUCAGCGGCCGAUCCGCGUUUCUCUGGUUCCGUGCGGCCGUAUCGAGUCCCUCAGGAUCAUCUCCGUCCCCCCAGAAACGGUCCAAAGGAGUGGGAGCCGGUAAAGGGGGUGGUUUUACUGGAGCCGGUCCGGAUCAGCGCAGGUUCGGUUCGGAUUCAGGUUCAGUUUCGAGUCUGUAGGAAGUGAUGCGGGGGGAAAUGUCAACUAUGAUCAUCUAAUGACCCAAAGUGUAUCAGAAGCACACAAAGAGAAGCCCUUUCUCCUGCUUUUACACAGAGAUUCAGAACCGAUCCGGUUCGGCUGGAGAGUGGGAUUAGCUUUAGCUUUAGCAUGACAGCAGGGAUGCGCUGAUUCGGAGCUAUUUCAUCAUCUUUCCACAGGCAAGCGGAUGUUCCGGCCGUCUCCAUGGAGUUUCCUCAGAUGACACGUCGCUUCACUGCUCGGGGAUUUGGGGCAUGGUGACUGCUGUCCGUCAGCCAGUGGGCGUCUAGCAGGGGUCGCCUGGACCUGAAGGAAGACCUCCGAAACAGGACGAGGGAGACCAACACGAGAACGAGAGCGACAUGGGUCAGUGUGUGACUAAAUGCAAAAACCCCACGUCCUCUCUGGGCAGUAAAAGCGACGCCGGGAAAUCUCACGGAAAGAAAGGCGGCACUGGCGGCGCGCACAAGGAUGAUGUCGCCAAGUCUUCUGUCGACGUCAUUUACAACGGCACCAAAGAGGUCACCGUGGAGGGCAGCGUGGCGCCGACGCUCUCGGCGCUGGACGUGCGGCGGGACCAGCCCAUGCAGGACGGGGACGGCGUGUCGCUCGCUCGGAUACACGACAUGUUCUUGUGUUAUAAGGACGAGCACGAGGACGCCAUCCUGGAGGAGGGGAUGGAGCGCUUCUGCAACGACCUGUGCGUCGAUCCGGCCGAGUUCAGGGUUCUGGUGCUGGCGUGGAAGUUCCAGGCCGCUACCAUGUGCAAGUUUACAAGGAGGGAGUUUGUGGACGGCUGUAAGGCGAUCCAGGCCGACAGUAUCCCGGGAAUCUGCUCUCGGUUCUCCGUGCUGCUAGAGGAGUCUCGAGGAGAGGAGAGUUUCAAAGAUCUGUACCGGUUCACCUUCCAGUUCGGGCUGGACGCGGAGCAGGGCCAGCGCUCCCUCCAGCGCUCCAUCGCCAUCGCCCUGUGGCGGCUCGUCUUCACGCUGGACUCGCCCCCGGUGCUGGAGCGCUGGCUCGACUUCCUCUCGGACAACCCGUGCGCCGUGCGCGGCAUAUCCCGCGACACCUGGAACAUGUUUCUGAACUUCACGCAGAGCAUCGGGCAGGACCUCAGCAACUACAGCGAGGACGAGGCCUGGCCCAGCCUCUUCGACUCGUUCGUGGAGUGGGAGACGGAGAGGCGGCGCAGAGAACGAGCGCUCGAGGGGUGCGAGACGGAUCCUCCCGUGGACUGUGACGCCUCGUUCGUGUGGCCGGGACCUUGA